Nilaparvata lugens (brown planthopper) is the source of this 2780-nucleotide messenger RNA. Its product is annotated as WD repeat-containing protein 48. NCBI's taxonomy places the organism in Eukaryota, Metazoa, Arthropoda, Insecta, Hemiptera, Delphacidae. The transcript has 13 exons. Bases 151 to 1968 code for a protein of 605 amino acids. The record is from RefSeq and is a predicted model, not a curated record. Gene Ontology annotation, biological process: protein deubiquitination; double-strand break repair via homologous recombination. Gene Ontology annotation, molecular function: ubiquitin binding.
GUGGAAUUGAAUUGAGAAAUCAAGAUCAAGUCAUCAAGAUAAAAAUCAAAAUGUCUGGCGUUGUUAAAAUUGGACUAUGUUUCUCUUUUAUCAGGAGGCAUUUUGAGAUGUGAUUCCUCAGUUGAAUAGAGUCUAGUUAGUGGUUUCACGAUGACCACACAUAAAGCAGGAGGACAGCCCGGACGAAAGAAAGUCCAGGUAUCAUUUGUGAUCCGAGAUGAGGUGGAGAGGCAGCACAGAGCAGGCGUAAACUCGCUGCAGCUGGACCUGGCCACCAAUCGGCUGUUCUCGGCCGGGCAAGACAGCAUCAUUCGAACAUGGAACUGCAAGGAUGCCAAGCUGGGCAAAGACCCCUACAUCCACUCCAUGGAGCACCACACCGACUGGGUCAAUGACAUUGUUCUCUGCUGUGGCGGCAAAAAUUGUGAUCCAGCGUCGUCUAUGACUGGCAGUAAAAACUCAAUUUAUAGCCUGGCAAUGAAUCCUGCUGGCACUGUGAUUGUCUCUGGAAGUACAGAAAAGAUUCUGAGGGUUUGGGAUCCAAGGACCUGCGCUAAACAAAUGAAAUUAAUUGGUCAUAGUGAUAAUGUAAAAGCUUUAGUUGUAAAUAGAGAUGGAACACAGUGCUUGUCGGGCAGCUCGGAUGGGUCGAUCAAGUUGUGGUCGCUGGGUCAGCAGCAGUGCAUUCAGACGAUACGUGCGCACCACGAGGGUGUCUGGGCCAUUCUCGCAACCGAAGGAUUCUCUCAUGUGAUAUCGGGGGGUAGGGACAAAAAAGUAGUCAUGACUGAUUUGAAAAAUCAAAAGAGACAAGUAGUUAUCUGCGAAGAAAAAGCACCAAUACUGAAGAUGGUGGCUACCCCCGACCCCAGCGGGCUCUGGGUUGCCACGUCCGAUUCUACCAUCAACUACUGGAGCAUUCCAAAACGAGAUUCGCUGACAGAAAUAGGCAGCGGUGAUGAGACAGAGUGUGGCAACGUGAAGCCAGUGAAUAGCAAACCAGAGGCGACCAUCAAAGGUGGUCCUGCCGUUCGCAAGUUCCACAUAUUGAACGACAAAAGGCACAUACUAACCUGCGACACUGAAAAUAAUGUUGCUAUAUAUGAUGUAUUACAGGUUAGGAAAGAAAAAGAUCUUGGUCAAGUUGAUUUUGAAACAGAAAUAAAAAAUCGCUUCAAAAAGGUGUACGUCCCUACUUGGUUCAGUGUUGAUCUCAAAACUGGAAUGCUUACAAUACACUUGGGCCAAGAUGAAACGGACUGCUUUUCAGCAUGGGUCUCCUCUAAAGAAGCUGAAUUGAUAAUGAGUGAAAACAUGGAGCAGAAAGUCAAUUAUGGGAGCAUGGUUUUGAGAGCACUGCUUGAAAAGUGGUGGAUAAAAAUAGCCAAUGAUACAAAUGAUCAGAGUGUUCCACAUGGCCGUACAAAUAACGACUAUUUCAAAGUUCCUGAUCAUACUCCUCUGAUAUUCAGUGAAGUGGGUGGGCGAACAUUGUACAGGUUGCUUGUGAAAGAUGUAGGCGGUGAUAAUGAGGCCACUCUUUUGAAUGAGACUGUACCUCAAUGGGUCAAAGAUAUAGUUGUCGAGAAGAACAUGCCAAAAUUCACAAAAAUAUCAUUCUAUCUUCAACCACAUGGUACAUGCAAUUUCAAAACUUUGAAGAAAGACCGAUUGAUUGCAAACGAUUUCAUCCAAAUGAACAAAGUGGCUGAGCACGUAUUUGAAAAGGUUUUGGGAGCGGAAAGUGGCACUGUUGCAGUUUCUAGCUCUCCUGGUGCGGAGCAAACUGAUGACCAGGAAACUAAUUCUCUAGCUGAGGACAAGGUUGAGUUGCUGUGUAGCGAUGAGGUCCUCGAUUCGAAUAUGGACUUGCGAACUGUUAAAUAUUUCAUUUGGAAGUCUCCUACAGACCUUACACUACAUUUCAGGCCCUUGAAAAGCUCCCAGAAUUCAGUGCAGAAACCCUGAUGACCUCAAAGAGUAUUUUUUCGUUAUUGAAAGCUAGUGUUCCGAUAAAGUGUUUUUUUUUGUACUGUGAUCAUAUUUUUUGGUAAAAUGUAAUUGUCUUUGACAAGAACUGUGUCCCUAGGUGAUACAGGUUGUAUGUAUGUAUUAGUUUUUAGAUGAAAAUAUUUUGAUACUUUAUAUUAAUUGUAUUGAAGUUGUAUUCAAGAAGUUUAAUUUUGAUUGCCACUUCGUGUAAGGCUGCGUUUACUCCAAAGUUAUUAACAAAAUUUUAAUAACUUAAUCCUUAUAGAUUCUAUUAGAUUGAACAUAACUUAUCAUACACAUGAUAAACAUAUGUGUUUGUCGAGUUCCGUUCAAUCUAAUAGAAACUAUAACGAUUUUAUGUAAACGCAGCUUAAUGUACUCUAAUCGAAAAAAAACUUUUCUAAUUAUGUGCAUAAAAUCAAAAUGAAUCGACUUUGUAGAAACUUCCGUUCAAUGAUUGUUGGAACUUGUAAAUAAACAUUAAAUUUUCUAUUUAUAAGUUUUGGUUUUCACUUUCAUUUUCAAAUUGAAAUUGAAAACCCAUAUUUUAUAUAGCUCAACCAUCAAUAUGGUAUUUUCUAAAUAUCAAUCAGAUUUUAUGUGCUUUAAAAGUAUCAAAAAGUCUGAUUGUCUUAUGUACUAUUGUUUUUAAAAAGCUUGACCUCUUUUUCAGUGUGGCCAGGCUCUAUCAUAAUCAGAUUUCUUUUUACAAGACUGAUACUAUUGUAUUUCUGUUUCAACAUUACUCUUAUCAAAAUCUGAAAAAUAAAUCAUCGUAAUGAACUGUA